Molecule: messenger RNA, 4039 nt
Organism: Megachile rotundata (alfalfa leafcutting bee)
Lineage: Eukaryota; Metazoa; Arthropoda; Insecta; Hymenoptera; Megachilidae
Product: follistatin-A
Biological process (GO): anatomical structure development
Molecular function (GO): collagen binding; extracellular matrix binding; calcium ion binding
Source: RefSeq, a predicted model, not a curated record
CCGAUCACACGGGCCGGGACACGCGUGACUGAGCACGCCGGACACAGCUCCCAGGAAGCUAUCUCGUGGUGCACCGUGACCGGGACACGUCGCUCUUCUACAGGUGUUUCGAAUCGAUCGUUCCGCUUCCACGCCGGUUCCCUUCCAUCGCAGCCACCGUGCUCUUCCCCGUGGAUGGUGUGAGAUGUUCAGUGAGUUUCCUUCGCCGAACACGUGAUCCGCUCUGCACCGGGCCCUGUCUCUCGUCGCGUGCUCCCUUCGGCCUCGCGCAGUUUCUCGCCGGAGAGCCGCGUGCACCGGACGGAUAAAAUCGAACCUACUCCGCGUAACCGAUUUGUGACCAUUUCGAGUUCUCCGACUGUGCUCCCCGAGGUGACACCUCGUUACCGAUUCGUUUAGGUGACUCGAACGUUCGCGUGGCACGCAUAGGCAGAUGGGACGGGAGGGAGGAUAAAAACAAACGGAGAAACGGGUCCGCUCGGUCGUCGCUCGAUCGCGUGUCAUUGUUACGAAUCAGGUCGACUCGAACGGAGCCAGCACCAGCUGGAUCGCGCGCGUAAACGAUCGAAAACGGACGAUUUUGCAGCGGACGGUGCGUUAAAUGACGAGCUGGACGACGAAGACGGGGAGGAGGAAGCGUUGAAGAAGCGACAGCUUCCUAGUGAUUAUCCGUCCUGGGAGGACGGGUCGCUUUUCGGGGACACAGUAGACACCACCGUGGCAGAUGAGAUGUGAAGCACGAGGACUACGAGGCGUGGAGCUGGCUGGAGCGAAGGCGGAAGUCAAGAAGCCAAAGCUGCCGAAGGCGGUCGCAGGGGCGGCAGCAGGCCAAGGGGGCACCUGGCGGGGGCCGCCUGAGAUGACGACCCUGCGACGGGGUAUCGUGGCACCCCGGUACAACACCUACGUCCUGGUCUCCCUCAUUGGACUUUUGCUGCAAACGCAGUCUGCGACUGGCGGUAUAUGCUGGUCUUCUAUAAGUAACGGUCGUUGUAAGGAAUUAUUAUCGCAAGGCGUAACGAAGGAACAUUGUUGUGCGUCAAACGCUGAAGCAGCAACCGCGUAUUCUGAGGAGGACCUCGAUAGCGGAAGUCUCUUUUUUUGGCGAGUCCUGGGAGGAGGAGUGCAGUGUCGUCCUUGCAGAGAAAGCUGCAAAGAAGUAAGGUGCGAAGAAGGGAAAAAGUGUGUGGUGCGCAAAGGUAGACCAAGGUGCGUGUGCAGUCCAGAGUGUAAAGCUCCCAGAGGAGGAGGUCCGGUCUGCGGGACGGACGGGAAAAGUUACAAAAAUCUGUGCAGACUGAAAAAACGAGCUUGCAAGAAGGGAAGCCACGAGCUAGCGGUUGCCUAUAACGGCCACUGCCAAAGUUCGUGCGCACGGGUCCGUUGCGGCCAAGGUCGGAGCUGCCUGUUGGACCAGAACCUGAGCCCGCACUGCGUGAGGUGCGCCCGCAGGUGCCCCCAGCCGCCCCCGCAACAACGAGCCGUCGCACGCCCCGUUUGCGGGGCCGACGGAAACACCUACAAGAGUGCCUGCCACCUGCGACUCGCCGCCUGCCGCGCAGGUCGCGCCAUUCCCGUCGCCUAUAAGGGCCACUGCAAACAGAACGCGGACUGCACGACGAUUCGGUGUCGAGAGGGACAGACGUGUCUGUCGGAGAUGAAGUCAGGCCGACCACGUUGCGUAACCUGCACCUAUCGUUGUCCCCGGAAGCGGGAGCGGGUCCGGAACCGGACGCACCGUGAUCGAGAUCCAUCGGCGACCAUGUUGUGCGCCACGAACAAUAUCACCUAUCCCAGCUGGUGUCACAUCGUCAAGGACGCCUGCGUUACCGGCUUCGUCCUCGAGACGCGACACGCCGGCCCCUGCAACGCCUACGACACCUCUCCUUUCUAUAUCGAGGAGGACAACACCUCGAGCAACUACGGCGUCGACCUGGCGGACGAGGACGCGAGAUUCGAGGACGUCGAAACGGAGUCGUUGUCGUACAAUGGGCAAACGCAUCGUUCGUUGGCGUUGUCGUAGCGCGAGAUCGAUCGAUCGAUCGAUCCUACGAUCAACACGGCUCGUAGAUCUUUCCACGGUGCUUGCUCGGGGGAGCCACGCGAAACGAUAGAAUGUCACGGACGAGUCCUGAUCGCGGAUCCACGGACGAAGAUGGAUCAAUCCAGGGCCACCGUUCGGCCGAUUAUUCUUUAGGGGAAAUCACGGGACGGGAAAUCACGUGGAUUCCUGAUCGCGUUGUACUCGAAGAACAACGCGGAAACUUACGUACGUUGAAUCGUGGAAACAAGAUUUGCACGCGGCAGAAGUCGUGCCCGGGUUAAGUUAGAUUAAGGGCAGAUCAGUAUUCUUCCCUCCGUUUUCGGAGGAACCGACAUUUUGUUCGACGCUGCGCUCGAAGGGAAGCUGACGGAUUCGAUUGGAGAAUUAACACUUUCGCGAUCGCAUUUACGCGUGACGGGUCUUUUUAGCGUCGGGAGCCAUUCACGAACCUUCCUACUCUAUUUCUUUUCCUAUAGGGUGAUCCAAUCAAAUUUAACUUUAUAUUGUUUUUAAAGAUAUAAUAAAAUUUAUUAGCAAAGUUCUAAUACAGAAGGUGGUAUAAUAUGGUAGGAAAUUUUUUUAGUGGUAAAGUAGUUUAGAAGACCUCAAGCUCUUCAUCAAAUCAUUAUUAAUUAGUACAGCAUGUAGUACUAACUAUUUUAUAUAAAACGCAUUAUUAUUAUGCAACUUGCAUUAUUAUGCAUUUUUGUAUGUCAAAAAGUUAUUUGUUUUGAUACUAAAAACUUUACCAAAUAAAGUUAAAUUAUUAAUUCCUUGCACUACAAUAUUAUGUCACACUCGUGGCACUAACUACAUAUGUGCUAAGACUCGUGUUUUCAUCGCAAUUGAAUUUUAAGUACAAUUUUAAUUACAACCUUCAUAAUCGAGGAUCCUGAAGAUUAAAUGUGUCUAGCUUUUCAAUGUUCUUUAUCUAUGUUCACAUUGCAGCGAUUAGUUAACUGUGAAUGACGCAACUGCCUAGAAAAUUGUAGGUUAAGGGGUUAAAUAAGGUUAAAGAUGUGUUUAACUCUAAUAUUGUGGAGUUAUAUAUUUCUUGUGUCUUAUAUGUUUAUCAGCUGAUGAAGCUAAUAAAAAUAUCGUCGCAAGGUUACAUUAUAAAUUUAUUACUAGAUACAUUAUGUUACUUCUUUUCUGGUUAAUAUAUCCAUCACUGGCAUUCAUUCAGUUCUGUGUAUCAUGACUGAGUCACUUCAGAAUUUAUUGUUAAAUUAUUUCAUAAUUUAUCAGAGCAUAUAAUGCAAUAAUUUUUUAUUGUAUAUCUCUGGUGGUUCUUGAACAUCCCUAUAUGAAGAAGUCACGGAAUAUUUGAUUAACCCUAUGCAAUGUAAUUGUUAAUCUAAUUGCUGAGAAAUGUAAAAGUAAAGAAACAUAAAGAUAUAGAACUCUAAAAAAUUAAAGUCAAAAUAAUUUUUGGAUAUGCAUAAUACACUUUUUUAUGACAAAUACACAUCUGCACAUCGUAUAUGAAAUUUCGUUUAAAAAAUGGAGGUGAACUUCAAGCUUCCGAAACUACUUUACCCGCAAAUAAAUUUUUACUACUAUAUUAUGGUCCCUUCUAAACUUUAGCUAAUAAAGUUUUCUUAUAUCCACAAAAACAAUGGAGAGCGUUAACUUUUCUUGGACCACCCUGUAUACGAAGUGUUUCGGUAACAUUGUUGAAGAACAAUGUCUCCGUUAUUAUUAACGAUACAGAGAAAUGAUUAAAGAAUUAAUGGCAAUUAUUUACUUUAAGACAGAAACUCUUAUUGAAGAGUAUACCAGUGAAGAGUACGUCAAUGGAGAUCAGCAAGAGUUAAUUCAAUGUUAGAACGUUUAUCUACUAGUUCCUUGACGUUUAAAUUAAUAGUAAAUAUCUACAAAAUGAAACUAUUAAUUUGUAUAAAUUAAUAACGUUGAGUAAUUUAAUGUGGUAAGUAAUUAUAUUUAAUUCUUGAUUUUUAAUUUGGACUGAAAGUAAUAUGUGAAGUUUUUAAU